Messenger RNA from Hypanus sabinus (Atlantic stingray), 2731 nucleotides. RefSeq names its product peroxisomal biogenesis factor 11 alpha (gene pex11a). The record is from RefSeq and is a predicted model, not a curated record. Gene Ontology annotation, biological process: regulation of peroxisome size; peroxisome fission. NCBI's taxonomy places the organism in Eukaryota, Metazoa, Chordata, Chondrichthyes, Myliobatiformes, Dasyatidae. The transcript has 4 exons. Gene Ontology annotation, cellular component: peroxisomal membrane. Bases 233 to 982 code for a protein of 249 amino acids.
CAAGACCGGAAGUACUGUCCGUCCCAUCAAAACGUCCGCCGGCUCCUCGCCGGUGUUGUGGGGGAGAUGAGGAAGCCAAAGGCCGUAAAAUUAGUUAACUCGGUGUUUUGAAUCGGACCGAAGUUGUGGUUACUUUGGGAAAUUUGGGUCUUUCUUGGGUCAGCUCCUGGGCUCAUCGGUUUUCUUAAAAUACCCAAGCUCUAGUGAUCUCUGCUGGUUCCCGUAACUGUCCAUGGAUUUUUAUGUGAAGUUUACCUCCCUCAGCCAAGGAAGAGACAAAAUUUUCAGAACCACUCAAUAUGCAUGCAUAUUACUUAAUUACUUCAUUCACAAGGAUGGCAGUAAAAAGGAGCUGGCUGCCAAACUUAAACAUCUGGAAUCUAACUUGAGUACAGGACGUAAAUUAUUCCGUUUGGGUAACACAUUGGAUUCAGUGCAGACAGCCAGAAGGAACAUUCAUAUUUCAGAUCCGGUGCUUAGGUUUUGCCUCACAGUCAUUCCCCUCAGUCGGGCUGUGUACUAUAUUUGUGAUAACAUUCUCUGGGCAGGAGCAGCGGGACUGAGUAAUAUCAACAAAGAGAAGUGGAGCAAGCGAUGCAACCAUUACUAUUUCUUCUCACUGAUUGUCAGCCUGGGGAGAGAUAUCUAUGAAGUUGUCCAGCUCGUGAAAGAAGAAGCACUUGCCCAGAGAAGACAACAGAGUAAAUCUAUGACCACCCUGGAAAACAAUCAUGUGCAAAAAGAGUGUAUCUGGAUAGCAAGGAUCAAGGCUAAAGUUUUUCUUGUGCUGCUUUUUCAAUGCCUUAGGAAUAAUCCUCCUGUAUUGCUUGACAUUGUUAAAAACCUUUGUGACCUCACCCUCCCACUAGACAAACUUGGCAUCUGCAAAACCAGUGCUGCUGUAGUGGGUUUAUGUGGCCUUCUUUCCUCUAUUCUUUCAAUUCUGACUUUGACACAUCCAGUACUGAAGUUGAGACCAUGAAUAAAUAUCCAGUAAUAAGAAUUGUAUUAUUUCUCUGAUAAAAUUGAGAGAAUUUCUGAAAUGGAAACAGCAUUUUCAGUCUGUAUCUUCAGAUUCAUAAGAUAUAUUGGUGAAUUUUAAUAUUUUGACAAAUUCAACUGUUUUUUUUGAAUCUUUUGAGUUAGAUUGGUUAAUACAAUGAUUUCCAUUGAGGAUUAUUCCCAUGAACUUGGAACAAUCUCCCAUUUUGCUUCCCUAGAUAAACAUAUCUAUUGUGUUCAUGUGGAACCAAGCUCAAGUUAGCAAAAUGCCAUUUGGGUACUAAAACCUGGAAAAUACAGCAAUCUGUUUCUUUGAUCUGUGAGGGGAAAUUUACUGACUGCCUGAUCUUGCUAUUCUGCUUUAUCGAUAUUUUAUUUCUCAUUCUUAUCCCAACAGAAUAAAUGGGAAGAAAAAGAAAAAAAUUUAAUUGACAUCUUAUAACAAGACAUUAGUCUGGAAAUUAUUACUUAAAGGAAGGGGGAAAGUGGGAACAAAUACCAGGCACUCUAGCAUUCUGAAAUGGUAAUGCAUAAUUGUUAUCAACAGUAGCAUUGCAAUAAAUUACAAUGUUUUGGAGAUAAAUCUCUGAAAUUGAAAGCAUAGUAACUUAGUUUCAUUUCUAGCGCUGUUAGUAAUAGAAGGGAAGAGCACUUCAUGUAAUUUGUUUCAGGCCACUUGAGAAAACAAUGUAUUUUUGUCAGACAACCACUAUUCCAGACUGAAAUCUCUCUGAAUUUUUACCUUUGCAAAGAAUAUUUUUAACUUCUAAUGUUUCAGGUGCCCUGUGCUAUUUGCCCAGGUAUUGAGCCAUAUAGACCAGGAGGUCCUAUAUUCAGUUUUGUGACCUUGCUUAUCUGAGGACUAGUUCUGUAAGUAUUCCCACUUUUACCUAAAACUUUUUUUUCAGGAUUAAAUUUUAUAUUAAUCUGAGUUGACAUUUUAUGGACAUUGGGGAAGGUCCCUUCAGUGAUGCCCUUCAUAGGCAAGUAACUUUAGGGAAAUGGCAAUUUGAACUGAAUAAGGCCACAAAUAUGGUGAGCUUGAACUUUAUAAAACCUCAUUGUCUCUUUGUAUAUUCCUUGUGUAAGUUAUUAUGUAACAAUUACUAUUACAUUUUUCUGUUAGAAAACAGGAUCCAAUAUUUUAAAGGUCUCAGUAAAAUGUAACUGAGAAAGUGCCUAUUACCUACAAAUGAAGCAACUUCAGAACAAUAACAAGUUGUUGGAUAAUGAGUUACUUAACUCUGAGCUCUUCUCAUCAAUUUGUAAAAAGCUUUUUGAAAAUCCAAAACUACAGGUCUCUCUUGAGACAAAAUACAUCUGAAGUUAGAAUAUUCAUAAACUGUCUAAUGAUGAACCUCUGUUUACUGAAAGCCUAUGCAAAUAAAGCCAGUAUGUUUUGCAUUUAUUGAGGCUUCAAAAGAAUGUUAACAUUUUUUUAACUAGGAACUGCUCCUGGACAUGAUGCAGCUCAGGAAUGCUGCAUGUUAUACCAUUAAGACUAACUAUGCAAUACACAUUCUAGUCUAGCAAGGUAGGAUAUCGAGUUUUAUCUAACAAAGAGUGGUGAUUUCUGUAUCCUAAAUUAGGAAAGAACAAAUGUUCUACAUUGCUGCAAACCAGUGCUCCUAUACUUGAACUGAAUAAUUUAACUGUUCUGUUUGUGAGUUCUAAUAAAGUAAUGUUACAAACUUUGUGCAAAGUUUAAUUUCUGUUAUAUAUGCAUUCA